Molecule: messenger RNA, 4246 nt
Organism: Salvelinus fontinalis (brook trout)
Lineage: Eukaryota; Metazoa; Chordata; Actinopteri; Salmoniformes; Salmonidae
Product: teashirt homolog 2-like
Exons: 2
Coding region: 491-3574 (1027 amino acids)
Biological process (GO): regulation of transcription by RNA polymerase II
Cellular component (GO): nucleus
Molecular function (GO): DNA binding; DNA-binding transcription factor activity, RNA polymerase II-specific
Source: RefSeq, a predicted model, not a curated record
GUCUCACUGCCAUCAUCAAGUCCAGGCGAGGAGGGAGGAGUUUUUAAUGUUCAGUUUGUACUAUGUAUCGAUGUUUGCUGGCAUCGCCUCACCCUGCCUGCUCCUUGCGUGAUAUAGCCUACUGUACCAUUACCAAAACAUUUUACGCUCUUCCUUCCAUAUAUGCUAUUCAAUACAGGGUGCUCUCAGAACCUGACUGGCAUCUAUCUAUCUGACGGACGUCGUCCUAUGGCUUUGGUGGACCGAAACGGAAAGAAAAUGAGAAGACAAUACGCCCUAUAUGAUCUAGGAACGGUGAAAGAAGAAUAAUUGCUUUGACACCUGCAUUGCCCAGUCAACGUUUUCUGACUCUGGAUUUUAUAGGAAGAGGAAAGAAGUAGGCUACUCUGAGAGCAAAAUAGAGAGUCGCUCGCUCUGCAUGGACUAGCUUAUUAGACUGCAUACUGAUUUCACCUGGACAGAGUGAGCUACGUGAACUACGAGUUAAAAAAUGCCAAGGAGGAAACAGCAGGCGCCGAAAAGGGCUGCGGUAUACGAGCCUGAUGAACAUGGCAUCAUGCGAGAGACCAUCUCUGAGGAUGACAGAGAGAAUGACACUCCAACUGAAGAGAAGACGAGUCCCAAGGCCUCAGAGGACAAAGAGAUGGACAACAAAAGCAGCUACAGCAACCAGGACUCCCCCGUCAGUGUCCUUUCCCAUCAAGAAGCCGAGUUGGAGUCGCGCCUUAGCGACGCCAGCGAUAGACUCUCACUCUCAGACUUCAAAAGUUCCCCACCACCUGAAAGCCAGAAGGACGAGGGGAGCAGCGGUUCGAAACACAAGGAUGACAUGCACAGCAGCCUGGAGAAAAUGAGGGCCGCCUAUGCUAACUUUCUCUCAGAUUCCUACUACACAGGGAUCGGAAUGGACUUGAAAAUUAGCAAAACUCCCAGCAAAGCUAACUGUGACAGCACCAAUGUUAGCACCAAGAGUGAAUUUGACUGGCAUCAGGAUGCACUAUCCAAAACCUUCCAGCAAACACACUCCCCAAAGCCUGUGUCCAAACCCAACCUCUUCAGCUCGGUCCACCUCUACAGACAAAGCAGCAAAGCAGGUGGGACAGUAUUUACAGGGGCCAGCCGAUUCAAGUGUAAGGACUGCAGUGCAGCCUAUGACAGUAUUGUGGAUUUGACAGUGCACAUGAACAAGAGUGGACAUUACCAGGACAACAAUCAUGGAAAACCAAGCAAUGCCUCCACAUCCUCUUCCAAAUCAAGGAAACGAAAUUUGCAAGACAUGGAAGGGAAAGAGGAUGCACAGAAAGUUCUGAAGUGUAUGUUCUGUGGCCAUUCUUUUGAGUCCCUCCAGGACUUGAGUGUCCAUAUGAUAAAAACUAAGCAUUACCAAAAAGUACCUUUGAAAGAACCUAUCCCAGUACUCUCACCUAGAUUACUGCCACCAGCAAAGAAACGGACCUAUGAGGCCAACAGACCUUGUUCUCCUGAUUCUACCACAGGGUUAGCUGGCUACAGCGAGGCCCAACGGUCCGCUGCUAUUUCAAAUGCUAACAGUAAUCGCUAUGGUUAUCAGAAUGGGGCUAGCUACACUUGGCAGUUUGAGACAUGCAAAUCUCAGAUUCUAAAAUGCAUGGAGUGUGGAAGCUCACACGAUACCCUGCAACAACUCACCACUCAUAUGAUGGUCACUGGACAUUUCAUGAAAGUUACACACUCAGCCUCUAAGAAAGGGAAACAGUUAGCUCUGGAUCCCUUGGUUAUAGAAAAGAUGCAGGUAUUAGCUGAGCCGCUUGCUAACAAAACUGAUGGCGAUAAAGUGUCUCCAAAAACAUAUUCCCCAGGGGGCAGUGAGAAAGAUAGCCAGAGGGAAGGCACAUUGGACAAAAUGGAAGAAAGUGAAGUGAAAGAUGACAAGGCAGACAGUGAGGAUCAAAAGGCAGGGAACAGGGUGAUUAAAUAUCGAUAUCUUUGUGAGGAGGAUCUGGAGCAGCAGGGAUUGUCAGGUGGUGGAGGGGAUAUCCUCAAGUCUUUAGCCAACACGGUCGCCUCUGCAAUCAACAAGGCUCAGACUGGGACCCCCAGCUGGAGUGCCUACCCCAGUAUCCACGCUUCCUAUCAACUCUCUGGGAUCAUCAAGAGCAGCACUCAUCUCUCAGCGUCUCCCCCCAUUCAGGUAAAGCACACAUUCAACCACAAGCUGAGACCGAUCGCCCCAAAGGGGAAGUUUCUUCAGGGUGCUGGGGGAGUUGACACUCCACAGCAACAGUAUCGAAAAGCGGACACCAAGAAAGAAAAGGUUGGCAUUAGCGAUGGUAAAGAACGUCUGAAUAUUAAGUUUGAUCUGGUGGAGAAUAAUGACAGCGAUUGUCAGGAUAAUUCCUCUACCUCUUCAAAGCUCGACGCAGACUGUCUGAAUGAAGGGAGUGAUGUGAUCAAAGGGAAGUGGAGCCCAGAUUUCUCAGACAGAGGCAAGACACCAAGCCCUCCUGCCACCGGUGGACGAAGCACUACUUCAGAGCUUGUCAAUGACACCCCGGAAAUACUCGGCAUAAACCCUCUAAGUGCACUGCAAUCAGUUCUGAACAGCCAUUUGGGUAAAGCAAAUAAGCCCACCAAUUCAAGAUCUGAAAAUAGUAAACUAUCUGCUCGCUCUCAAUCUAUAUUAGCUGAACUGAACCAGAGUAUGGAGAAACCAGCAGUGGUGCAUGCUACCCCUGCUAGGAACAGCGCUAACAUUGCCUUCCUGUUUGCUAGCAAUGAUCAGCCAAUAGACCUGACAAAAUAUAAACCUAACAAACCAAGUUUCUCCCAUCUACAACCCUUUGCCCCAAUGCCACAGAAACACGCUCUGUCUGACAUUGCUGACAUGGUCAAGGUUCUUCCUAAAGCCACCACACCAAAAGCCUCUAUGCCAUCAAGGAUACCCACCAUGAAACUGGAAUCAGACGUGAGAUGCUCUGAGGAUGUGUCGGCUGAGGUAUACUCGGUUCACAAGCGCAAGGGAAGGCAUUCGAACUGGAACCCCCGACAUCUUAUCAUCCUCCAAGCCCAGUUCGCCUCCAGCCUCUUUCUGACUUCUGAGGGCAAGUACUUACUCUCAGAUCUUGGUCCUCAGGAACGAAUGCACAUCUCUAAGUUUACUGGACUGUCCAUGACAACCAUCAGCCACUGGUUGGCCAAUGUGAAAUACCAACUUAGGAAAACAGGGGGGACCAAGUUUCUGAAGAGCAUGGACACUGGCCAUCCGAUCUUCUACUGCAAUGACUGUGCUUCCCAGUUCAGGACACCACCAGCCUUCAUCUCCCACCUGGAAUCACACCUAGGGUUCCAAAUCAAAGAUAUGCGCAAAUUGCCUAUUGAGCAUCAGACGAAGGUAGAGGAGCCAGAACUGUCAAAGGCUCUCAGUGUCCGUGCGACAGAGACGCUAGUCACAGAGGAGGAUGUUGACACUAAGUUCAAAUGUAAGCUGUGUUGUAGGACAUUUGCUAGUAACCAUGCAGUUAAACUCCACUUGAGUAAAACUCACAGCAAAUCACCUGAUAACCAUUCACAAUAUGUGGAAAUGGAUAAAGAGUAGGAGUUGUUCUUUUUUGCUACCUUUUUUGUUGUUAUUGAUUUUUGAAACACUGGUUAGAUAUUUCAGCAAUGUUAUCCAGUAGCAUUGAAAACAUUUGAUUGAAUAUGACAUGGACACACUGGCUAGACUAAACCCUAAAAUGUUAAAGAAUACACCAACUUAUACCUUUGCACCCUUCUUAAAUGCAUCACCAGUAAUGAAAUGUAUUACUGCUUGAAAUAUAAUUGCUAACGUUUGCAUGCAAUAGCUCUGGCUAUGACUACUAUUUAUUUGUAUAAUAUGCCAAGUUUCAAUUGUAUUAUUUCAAGGAAAAUGUAAUGGAUAAAUUGUAAUGAUCAUCUCCAAUGCUACACCUUUGUAAAAUAUGCAGCUGUUUUAAACAGGUAGCCAGACACAUGUUAACACAUUUAUUGCACUGUACAUUGAACUGUACAGUGAAUUGCUAUGUAAAAAUGUUUUGUGUUUCAAUGAUAGAACAGAAAAGCACUUUAAUAAAUGUUAAAUCACCAGGUUAGACUCAGAUUCUGUACAUGAACCCAACAAAUUUAGACAGGUUGGAAACAAGGAAAAAUCAAAUCUAAAUGUGUUUCAUUUUAAAAGGAUGACAGUGAGACAAAUGAUACCUGCACCUUUUUUUUACCAAUUGAAAUAAAGAAUUAACAUUUGAUACCA